Messenger RNA from Oncorhynchus nerka (sockeye salmon), 801 nucleotides. Its product is annotated as cAMP-regulated phosphoprotein 19-like. The transcript is spliced from 3 exons. The coding region runs from base 206 to 568 and encodes 120 amino acids. Gene Ontology annotation, cellular component: cytoplasm. NCBI's taxonomy places the organism in Eukaryota, Metazoa, Chordata, Actinopteri, Salmoniformes, Salmonidae. Gene Ontology annotation, molecular function: protein phosphatase inhibitor activity. The record is from RefSeq and is a predicted model, not a curated record.
GCUGCAACACAGAGGGGAGAAAAAUUGAGGGAGCGACUUUAGAGAGUGGUGCGACCCAGUUCAAACAUACGGCCAUUGUUGUAUGGGCUAGCCAUAUAUAUAUGUGUGCUGUAUCUGCACUGCAGUUUUGUUGGUGUGAAAGUUUAACCUCGCGUCAGUUUUGUAGAAAACCUGAUAUUUACAUACUUUUUUUUGUUUUGUUGCCAUGUCCGAGGAGAUUGAAGGAAGAAGGCCCUCCAGCGAUGAGGCAAACCACAAGGAACAGCAGGAGAUUGAUGAUAAUGUCAUCACUCCAGAGAAGGCAGAGGAGGUGAAACUGAAGGCCAGGUACCCUCACCUUGGAGCCAAACCUGGGGGCUCUGACCUGCUCCGGAAACGCCUUCAGAAAGGGCAAAAGUUCUUUGACUCUGGGGACUACAACAUGGCCAAGGCUAAGGUGAAAAACAAGCAGCAGCUCCCUGCAGUGACGCAGGCUGAGAAGGCAGAGAUAACCGGGGACCACAUCCCCACACCCCAGGACAUCCCCCAGAGGAAGCCCUCUAUCGUGGCUAGCAAACUGGCUGGCUGAGUGGGUUGAUGGAACUAGGAACCAUGGAACUAGGAACCAUGGAACUAGGAACCAUGGAACUAGGAACCAUGGAACUGUUUUGUUCUGUUACCAUUCCAUCGCUCGCUCUUGUUCUCUCUCUGAGCCGGUCUCAAUUAGUUCCCUAUGUCUACCGCUUGGCACUAACCCUUCAAUGCAUGCAUAUUUUGCUGGACCUUCCUCCAUAUUCCUCACAUUUGUUCAAACAUUGAAGA